Molecule: messenger RNA, 756 nt
Organism: Fonsecaea multimorphosa CBS 102226
Lineage: Eukaryota; Fungi; Ascomycota; Eurotiomycetes; Chaetothyriales; Herpotrichiellaceae
Exons: 1
Coding region: 1-756 (251 amino acids)
Source: RefSeq, a predicted model, not a curated record
AUGUCGUCUGUUCCUCCUUCCAAGCGGCAAAAGCUCGAGCACACCGGUUCAAUCGCAAAUCCAAUCUGCCUCUCCGACGACGAAACCGAUUCCGAAGCAGGCGAUUCCAGCUCGACCGCCUCUGAGCCAGACUCUCUUCAGGAAUUGCUAUCCUUUCUCGAUCACCUCAACCGCGAUGAGCACCUAGCAAAGGUCAUGGAAGAUGUGAGAAUGGCCAAGAGCUAUCACGAUGUCGUCAAAGAUGAGCUGGAAAUUUACCACGGCAAUUUCUCGAUGAUUCGCCAGGAGAUCGCGCACGCGAAUGAAUUGUCCGAGAUGGUCGAAAGUGACGAAGAAGAUGACGAUGAUACUGCUUCCCGGGGAAAAGCAGCUACCUUGCAAUAUGAGAUAGACCGUGCCCUUGGAGAUCGCCUGAUUGCACGCGCAUUCCACUCUCCGGAACAGAUCCAGCGGUUGUUGCGCAUCCCUGGUCGCAUCUGUGUGUAUGCCAGUCAGCUAUCCGAAGCACUAGGUCGAUGGACCCGGGCCUUGGAGGAUCUCUGCGGUCUGUGGGAGACAUUCAUAGAGAUCCACGACGCAAUGACAAAGCCAGGGCCAAGCUCAAUGCCUCUGAAGAUUCGAAAGUUUUGGGGGGAUGGACACUUGUGGCACGACUUGGAGUUGAUUGAAGAACGUGUGCAGACUGCUGAGAUACAAGUGAAUGAGCUUGGAGAGGCAAUUCUCGAGGAAGCCGACGCCUAUGAAAGACAGCACUGA